Messenger RNA from Gongylonema pulchrum, 894 nucleotides. Lineage: Eukaryota; Metazoa; Nematoda; Chromadorea; Rhabditida; Gongylonematidae. The record is from the annotation of a GenBank genome assembly.
CAGCCUGAAGUUGUGAGAAUAAAAAUAGCACUGGGCGAUGGUGAACCGAAUGUUGAGUUACGUUACAAGAAAGGAACAGAUCCAUACGAAGCUGCGCAGCAGUUCAUUUUGAACAACAAACUGCCUUUAUCGUAUCUGGACGAGAUUGCUCAGUACAUUAUCGAGAAUAUACCAGAAGCACGACAAGCAGUGAAUAAGAAAUCUGCUGCUGCUGCUGCGCCACCAGGAAAAGCGCUCGUAGACGGAGAGAAAUGUGAUCGUGUUUUCGAAGUAACACUGAAAGAUGGCCGAGUGUUGGAGUUGCCGUACAAUAAAGGUGAAGAUGUAAAUUGGGCUGUACAACGUUUCGUCGAACGACACAAUCUUCCGAUGGGGACAUGGGCUAGCAAAUGUGAUCGUGUUUUCGAAGUAACACUGAAAGAUGGCCGAGUGUUGGAGUUGCCGUACAAUAAAGGUGAAGAUGUAAAUUGGGCUGUACAACGUUUCGUCGAACGACACAAUCUUCCGAUGGGGACAUGGGCUAGCCUUGUCCGCUUUCUUCAAGAGCAGCUCGCUGAAGCUGAGGGCAACUCACACAAUGAUUCUGCGCGCUUUUCCGAUCCAUUUGUAGAAGGCCGAUAUGUGCCGGGUGCCGGAUCAUCAAGCAAAAACACAUCAAACGGGGCAUCAGGAUUUAUAGCCGAUCCUUAUACGGGUGAAAAUGCAUACGUAACAACUGAGCGUACAGUUUUACCCAGUGCCAACGCGCAAUUUGAUAAAAAGAGGCCAAGAAGUGAUCUGGUUCCGCUUGAGAAAUUCUUCCGUCUGGGCAUCGAGCAACCUGCCGUUAAAGCGAUUGCUCGGCUGAAGGAGGAGAAUGAGAAACAGAGUGUGAAUAAGCUAAGUGUCGAGCAG